Messenger RNA from Adineta steineri, 936 nucleotides. The record is from the annotation of a GenBank genome assembly. Lineage: Eukaryota; Metazoa; Rotifera; Eurotatoria; Adinetida; Adinetidae.
AUGACAACAACAACACCACCACCACCACUUGAAGAUCAUUAUAAACAGUUAAUACAAUAUUUUCUUCAUGAUGGUGCUUAUAAUGAACAUGAAUUGAUUGAUCUUUUAAAUAAUUUACGUGAUCGAUAUGAUUUAAAAAUAAAAGUUCAAAAUGAAAUUCGAACAUUUACAGAUACUUUCUUACCAUUACUUAAUAAACAUAUUAAUCAAUAUGGUAUGGAAAUAAAACAAGUUGUUAGUGAAGAAAAUGAAAAUGAUAUUUAUUUUGUAUGUAUACAAAAUUUUAAACCACAAUUUGUUAAAAUGGAUUGUUCAUAUACGGAAAAAGAAGCGGCAAUUUUUGAAAAAAUAUUAGAAUUAAUCAUUACAAAUGAUGAAAAAUGUAUAGCGUCACGUGUUGUAUUCGAAGCAAUUCUUGCUAAUGAUUUAAAAAUGACACAAAAAGAAUUUGGUGAAAUCAUGGCACGUUUUCAUCGUGAUAAAUGGAUUGAAAGUGGUCCACAUAAUACAAUUAUACUUCAUGCUCGAGCUAUAUUAGAAAUGCAAUCAUUUAUUACGGAUACAUAUCGAGAUGAUACAUAUAAUUGUCAAAUAUGUAGACGUCUUUUAAUUCGAGGAUUAGUUUGUUCAAAUAGUUCGUGUGAUGUUCAUAUGCAUCGUUCAUGUGCUGCUCGAUAUUUUCUUCGUUUAUCUAAUUCAACAAAUAAAAAAAGUGCUUAUCCAUGUCCAACAUGUAAAAAAGAAUGGAAUAAGAAUGAUGUUGAUAGUGUAUUAAAAACAACCAAAACAACGAAUGAAAAUAGUGAUCAACAACCAACUACAACAGCAGUUAAUAAAAGACAACGAACAUCAAGAAACAAUAAUAAUAGUACAAAUAAUCGAUCUGUUCGAUCAUCAGCUCGUCAAGUUAUAAGUGAAAGUGAUGAUGAUAAUUAA